Molecule: messenger RNA, 978 nt
Organism: Bombus pyrosoma
Lineage: Eukaryota; Metazoa; Arthropoda; Insecta; Hymenoptera; Apidae
Exons: 3
Coding region: 293-661 (122 amino acids)
Source: RefSeq, a predicted model, not a curated record
AAUUACAGUGGGGAGUUUUAAUAAAAACAGUUUGAUUUCUCGAUAAGGAUUGACGAAAUAGCGAGGUUAGGUUUGAGUUUCAAAUUUGGAGACGGAGUAGUUUGAAAUGUAACGGGAUUAAAAGGGAUACGUUGGAGAGUUGUCCAUAAUUCAGCCAGGUUUCAUUGAAACGUUAGUAUCUGGUUACCGAAAUUACCCUUUCUCACGACUGUGUUGCGAAACUUUGAGAAGCUUUGCAAUUGGCGAAGUUUACAAUCGACAUUAUUCUUGCAUCUCUUUGAUCACCGUGGGAAUGCUGUUUCAAAUUCCGCUUUGUAGGGCGGUGGUCUCCAAGCGCCUAACGACAGUACUGCGCGCCAGUGGACGGAGCCCGCAUCGAAGCCAGUUGUCGUCUCACAAUGGGACGAAGUUGUGGUUUUUUCUGGUUUUUCGUGUGGUUCGCGGCUCUCGUGAAACCCAUCGAGUUCCCCGACGUUUUACGAAUGUGAAUCUCCAGUGGGCACAGCGUCCACAGGAACAGGAUAGUUCCCGAAGGAUUCGAAGCAGCUUUGGUGUGACACUGGGCGGUGUCAGGUUAGGUUUCGAAGAUCCAGCGACCUUGCGAAUCCUUACGAGCUUUCAUUCGCUAUAUGACGACACCGUCGAUCAUCGAUGGCUAUAAAGCUAUAAAUGCUUCAACGUCGAGCUGUUCGCGCAAAUAAAGAGAUGAAGAGAUCAAGAGAGAAAAGGAUAGCUAGAUAAGCUAGCGAUAAGCCAACAAAGCCGUAUUCUUACCGAACGAACGCAUUGAAGUUAUCCGUUCGAUUCGCGUCGCGAUCGACUAUUACCGACCGAGUAAGAAAGUCUGUAAGUCAAAGUAUUUGUUCGUGAAUUCAUCGAAAGCAUUCGAACGUAUUCUCAUUAACUUACGAAGAACGUCGAUUGCGCUGUGUCAAAAUAAAAAGUCUAACGUGCUAAAGAAGAAGAAGCAUUCUUUAC